This is a messenger RNA of Sabethes cyaneus, 2259 nucleotides long. Its product is annotated as glutamate receptor ionotropic, kainate 2-like. Bases 1 to 2259 code for a protein of 752 amino acids. The record is from RefSeq and is a predicted model, not a curated record. The transcript has 4 exons. NCBI's taxonomy places the organism in Eukaryota, Metazoa, Arthropoda, Insecta, Diptera, Culicidae. Gene Ontology annotation, cellular component: membrane. Gene Ontology annotation, molecular function: ligand-gated monoatomic ion channel activity.
AUGGGCGCUAGUUCCGCCAAUGAGCUUAAUACCUUUGCUAGUUGGUGCGAGAUUAAUCGAAUGCUGCUAAACCCAACCAAAUGUUCCCUCAUGACAUUUUCGAGGAAAAAUCCCCCGCUUCACUUCCAGUAUACACUAAAUGGGAUUCCAAUUCAGCGCGUGGAACAAGUAAAGGAUCUCGGUGUGUUACUUGAUGUAAAGCUUACUUUUAAGCAACACAUUUCUUUCAUUGUUGCCAAGGCCUCUAGACAACUAGGCCUGAUUAUGCGAAUGGCACGUGACUUUAACAGUAUAGAAUGUUUGGUGGCGCUCCACGGGUCACUAGUUCGAGCCUCUCUAGAAUACUGCUCUGUAGUAUGGGUCCCUCACUACAACAAUGCAAUCUACCGCAUCGAAAGUAUCCAGCGUCGGUUCGUAUGCUACGCUCUUCGAAGGCUUCCAUGGCGUCAACCAAUGAGAAACACGCGAUACGAGGAUCGUUGCCAGCUCAUUCGUAUCGUACUCUCUAACUUCGCCGAGAAACAGCACGCGCCAUGGUUGUCUCGGACACCUUGCAUCCAACAUCGACCAUACUUCCCUACCAUCCUUCCUCAAAUUAACCUGAAUGCACCAACGAGAAAAAACUUGAACUUAUUCAUGCGCACCAAUAUUUACUGGUUAUUUUUGGAUGAAGCUCAGGACAACAUUGGUUAUCAAGAAAAUUCCGCCGAAGCCUUACCGCCAUUAACAAAACAAAACUACAGCAACUGUUUUCGAUUUGUUGAUGUAUUGCCCACGAGUCAGGUUGUUAUUGGUAUAACGAUUAGUAAUCGUUGGAUUUUGUUUGACGUUCAUAAGCCACAUUGGAACGCAAAUGUGAUUUUCAAGCAAAUCUUCAUCAAUAAUCAGGAUCUGGUGAUUCCGUCUAACAUGCAACGAGCUCUUCUGGGUUUGGAUAAACAUGCAAAGGAGAGACGUAAUCUGCAGGGAUUUGCAAUGCCAGCAGGAACCGCGAUUACAGCGCCAGAAUUCUAUCUGGGAAUGGAAGAUCGCACCGAUGCUAUUCACGACCUUUUCGCGAAGGCCAACUAUCCAAUGAUAAAGGCAUUAAUGUACGAUUUAAAUUUUACACUCAAUCUCAUCCAAGUCGACAAAGUGGGAUGGAAAACUAAUGAAACCUUCAGUGGAGUCAUGGGAAAAUUUCAACAGAAGGUCAUUGAACUAGGCUGUCUUGGGGUGUUGAUGAGAUCGGAAAGAAUGGAAGUCGUUGAUUACACAAUCGUUACGCUUAUCAUCCAAUCGAGUAUAAUUUUUAAGCAACCUCCUUUGUCUGUUGUAUCUAAUAUUUUCGAAUUACCAUUCAGUGCUGGAGUAUGGUUGUGUUGUUUCGGCUUUGUUAUAAUAUAUUGGUUUGCUCUUAUGGUUUUUAGAGCUAUCACUAAAACGGAACCUUUCACUCCACUGGAGUCCUUGACAUUCAUCAUUGGAACGAUGUGUCAACAAGGUUAUGAUCUACUACCCCAUUUUAACGCGGCAAAAUUACUUUUCUUUUUUGCUAAACUUGCUAGUUUUUUUAUUUUUACAUCUUACUCUGCCAGUAUCGUGGCGCUUCUGCAAAGUCCAAGCCGUGCAAUAAACUCUGUUGCAGAUCUAGCUGUAUCCCCGCUAAAGGCAGGUGCCAUGGAUACAGUUUACGGUUGGGUUUAUUAUAACGAAAGCAAAGACCCAGCUGUGCAAGCACUUUUCCGAAAAAAGAUCAGACCCCAAGGCAAGAGAGCUUUUACCGAGGCCGACGUUGGGAUGAGACGUGUCAAGGAUGAACUUUAUGCCUUCCAGGUUGAAGUAAACGCCGCGUAUCAGCUCAUAAAAGAAACCUUUACUGAUCAAGACACCUGCAAAAUCCAUGAAUUGGAGACCAUCAAGCUGCCGCCGUUUAGUAUACCGGUAGUAAAGGGUAGUAAAUAUCGCGAGUUGUUGCGACAGAGGUUAAUUCGGCAACGAGAAGUAGGCAUCAUCAAACGAUUCAAUUUGAUUUGGAUCGCUCAAAAACCUAGAUGUGAAAACAGUUUCACGGCAUUCACUUCUGUUGGGCUAACAGAACUUCGAUAUUCCUAUAUUUUUAUGGUAAUUGGUUGCGGAAUAGCAUUCACUGUAUUAGGUGGGGAACUUGUGUGGAUUAGAUUUCAGUGCAGGUAUAGAAAAAAUAUUAUUACUGUGAAGGAAACCGCCAGUUUAGCUAAAGGUGUUAAAGAGGAAAUCCUAUACGUUUACUUAAAUUAA